AUGCGCAGCAGCAGGGUCAACUCCCUGCUCGUGCUGGGCCGGUGUCUCCAGCCGGCCCCAGCUCGGGGGGUGCAGACAGCGCAGCCCCAUGUGAUGGGCGGGCGCCUCGUGCAGCUGGGCGGGGGCCCUGGGCGGCGGGGGGCUGCUCCCUGCACCUGCUGGCGGGCCCGGCCCGCGCGUGGGUCUCAGCGGCGCCGCGCGGGGAGGAGUCGCCCCCAGCUCGGCAGCGCGGCCAAUGGGCUGGCGGGCCGGGCUGUGGGCGGCGCGGCGCGGAGCUUGGGCCGGGCGGAGCUGAGAGACCCGCACACAGCAGCGCGUCUCGCCGGCUGCGCGACCCGCGGCAUGGCAGCCAAGUGCCCCCGGUGCGCCAAGGCCGUCUACUUCGCCGAGAAAGUGACCUCUUUAGGCAAGGACUGGCACAAGUUCUGUUUGAAGUGCGAGCGCUGCAACAAGACCCUGACCCCCGGGGGCCAUGCUGAGCAUGACGGGAAGCCCUUCUGCCACAAGCCAUGCUAUGCAACAUUGUUCGGACCAAAAGGUGUGAAUAUUGGUGGAGCUGGCUCCUAUAUCUAUGAGAAGCCUCAGAUGGAAGAGCAGCCGGCUCUGAGGCCCAUUGAGCAUGUUUCGAAGGUAGAAGAGAAGAAAGUCAGUGGCCCACCGAAGGGGCCCAGCAGAGCCUCCAGUGUCACCACCUUCACCGGGGAGCCCAACAUGUGCCCGCGCUGCGGCAAAAAAGUCUACUUCGCUGAGAAGGUGACUUCACUGGGGAAGGACUGGCACCGCCCCUGCCUGCGCUGCGAGCGCUGCGGCAAGACUCUGACCCCUGGCGGCCACGCGGAGCACGACGAGCAGCCGUACUGCCACAAGCCCUGCUACGGGAUCCUCUUUGGGCCAAAGGGAGUGAACACUGGAGCUGUUGGAAGUUACAUCUACGAUAAAGACCCCGAAGCAAAGGACCAGCCCUAAGGAGCUCGCUGCCUCCCUCCUGCCCGCCCGCCCGACACAGGCCACUCUCACUGCUCCCUCUUUCCUCAGCUCCCCUCUGUAGAAGUAGCUUAGCUCCAGGACGGCUAAGCCGUGCGCUGGAGCAACCCUGAGCCUGGCUGGCCGCAGAGCUGUGCUCCCUGCUGUUUGUAUUCUGGGCGGGGCAGUCCCGCCCUCUGGAUUUUAUAAUAUAAUAUAAGCUUU
This is a messenger RNA of Emys orbicularis (European pond turtle), 1188 nucleotides long. RefSeq names its product cysteine rich protein 2 (gene CRIP2). Bases 1 to 966 code for a protein of 321 amino acids. The transcript has 8 exons. Lineage: Eukaryota; Metazoa; Chordata; Testudines; Emydidae. The record is from RefSeq and is a predicted model, not a curated record.